Molecule: messenger RNA, 4407 nt
Organism: Musca vetustissima
Lineage: Eukaryota; Metazoa; Arthropoda; Insecta; Diptera; Muscidae
Gene: Nox
Exons: 17
Coding region: 1-4407 (1468 amino acids)
Biological process (GO): defense response; superoxide anion generation
Cellular component (GO): plasma membrane; NADPH oxidase complex
Molecular function (GO): superoxide-generating NAD(P)H oxidase activity; calcium ion binding
Source: RefSeq, a predicted model, not a curated record
AUGGAAAAUAAUUACAAAUUAACAAUUAACACAACAACAAAUGCCGAACAGCAUCGUGGUUCGGUGUCAUCGACAAAUUCAUUAGAGGUGCCAGCAACGCCAACGCGUUCACCGAAAAAAGUGUCAUUUUCCGAUGAUUUGCCCUAUGACAACAACAAUGGGGCAACAAUGGAACAGCAUCAUAAGGUGGAGUUGAAGUUGGAGGGGGAGAAGGAGAAGGAUUCCCCACAAAAUCCCGUGGAGUUCAUGUUAGUUCAGGCUGCACAGUAUUUAGAAAAAAUGCAUGCUCCCGCCGCUGCUAGCCUACACGAAUCUCAGAGUAAUAAAAAUCAGGCCAACGAUAGCCAUAAGUUUAAAAGUAGUUUAAAUAUAGAUUUAGUUGAUGGUGGUAAUCACGAAAACUCAGGAAAUAAAUCCACCGUAGCUCCAACAACCCAACCUACACCAACAACAACAUUGUCGUAUACACCUCCCUCUCCGAUACCGGCUGUAUUAUCUUUGACUUCACGUUCUGGCUCCGUAUCACCCUCUGGCCUUUCCACACCCUCUACCGUGGCUGCUCGUUCCACAAAAUCCACCUCGUCAUCAUCGGAAUCCACAACCUCCCUAGAGCCACCCUAUAAACCACCCAGAUCUUCGAUGAUGAUUCAAAAUGGCAACAAUUCAAAUUCGAACAAUCACCACCAACAAACCCCUACCCAAGCUAAUACCCCUGCUGCUGCGUCUCAAGACACCUCCUCAAAUAUGCAAGAAAUCAGUGAAGAACAAGCCGAACAUGCCAUCAAAUACAUGGAACGUUACAAUCUUAAUUUAGAUAAGAAUAACUGCAGUGCCAUGGAAUUGGAGGCGAAACGCGAUAAAAUCCGUUGGCUGUUAAUUUCCGAAUGUAGUGCCUUGCUGGGUGAGGGGAAACAUACCAGGGAGGGGUUUCGCAAGCUAUUUCUACAGGAGGAAUUUCAAAAGAAACUUUUCCAUCUCUUCGAUUUGGAUGGUAAUGGUUAUCUGGUGCAAGAUCGUUGGAUAGAACAUUUAAAAGGACGUUUGACCGAUGACAGACAAAUGGACUAUGCUGAACAGCUGGAAUCAGUGGCCUAUGUUAUUUGCGGGGAGAAUAGCAAAAUUACAUUUAAAAAUUUCACUGAAAUAUGGCAUGCCCGUGGUAUCUUAGAUAAAUUAUAUCGUCUCAUCGAUAGCGAUGGCACCAAUUCCAUAUCCACCAAUCAAAUAAUGGAGUUCAUAUCUCAUUUAACCAAUUCUAGGCCUCGCACUGGCUUCGAUAAAAGCUCUUUGGCCCGUUUGGAACAGCUCUUUCGCAAUACUGUGGGAAAUGAACGUGAAAUACGACGUGAAGAAUUCAAGAAAAUUGUUAUCUCCAAGAAUCCAUUCUUUACGGAACGUGUUUUCCAAAUCUUUGACAAGGAUAACUCAGGUUCAAUAUCAUUACAGGAAUUCAUUGAUGCCAUUCAACAAUUCUCAGGACAAUCGGCAGAUGAUAAAAUACGUUUUCUAUUUAAGGUUUACGAUAUCGAUGGUGAUGGUCUUAUACAGCACAAGGAAUUGCAUGAUGUCAUACGUGCCUGCAUGGAAGAGAAUGGCAUGGAAUUCUCUGAAGAUCAGAUUGAAGAUCUAACAACGGCCAUGUUUGAAGAUGCCGAUCCAUACAAUCGUGGCGAGAUUACUUAUGAGGCUUUGAAAAAUCAAUUACACAAACAUGGUGGCCUGCUGGAGAAUCUAAGUAUAACAAUUGACCGUUGGCUUGUGCCAAUGGCCCAGGAUCCACAGGCUGGCAAGACGAAAUCGAAAUUAUGGAAUUCCAUACCAAUUCCACAUCAAUUGACACCGGCCUACAUGAAAAAUAAUCAUGUCUUUGUGACAUAUCUCUUCGUGUACAUAGCUAUAAAUGUGUGUUUGUUUGUAUCAAGGGCUAUACAGUAUAGGGCGAGUAAUGGAUUUGUUAUUGUGGCAAGGGCAUGUGGACAAUGUUUGAAUUUCAAUUGUGCCUGGAUAUUGGUACUGAUGUUACGCCACUCUCUAACAUAUUUACGUUCCCGAGGCCUAUCCACCUAUUUGCCAUUGGACAACCACAUUUAUCUACACAAACUCACGGGCAUAGUGAUAUCGGUAUUGAGUCUCCUGCACACCAUAAUGCAUCUCUUUAACUUUUCCAUAAUUGUGGUUAAUGAUCCACAAAUCAAUGCGGGACACUAUACCAUAGGAGAAUGGCUAUUGACCGAUCGUCCUGGAUUGUUUGGCCUAAUACCCGGCUGUGCUAAUCCUACUGGCAUGGCAUUAUUUAUUAUUCUCCUCAUAAUGUUCAUUUGUUCCCAACCGUUUGUGCGUCGCAAGGGUUCCUUUGAGGUUUUCUAUUGGACCCAUUUGCUGUAUAUACCCUUCUGGAUAUUGGUGCUGUUCCAUGGUCCGAAUUUUUGGAAAUGGUUUUUCAUCCCUGGCAUUAUUUACACGGUGGAGAGAAUUUUACGUUUUGUAUGGAUGCGUGGUGAUCAUGGCAAAACCUAUAUUAGCUCAGGGUUGCUACUGCCCUCCAAGGUCAUACAUUUGGUUAUAAAACGUCCGAAUAAUUUCCAUUUCCGUCCGGGGGAUUAUGUCUUCGUAAAUAUACCCGUAAUAGCAAACUACGAAUGGCAUCCAUUUACGAUUAGCUCCGCUCCGGAACAGGAAGAUUAUAUGUGGCUGCACAUACGCACAGUGGGUGAAUGGACCAAUCGUUUGUAUCGCUACUUCGAGAAAGAGCAACAACGUCUACACAAUGGUGAAAUUAUAGCCCAUAAGCAGGCCAUACCCACCUCAAGUCUACUACAGAUUAGUGAAGAAAACUCCAAAACCACAUCUCCCACUCCACAGACAGAUUUUCUAGCUCAAAAUCUUGCCAAAAUUCAGCAUAGCUCCAGCUUCGAUUCUAAUAUGGUGGCGAAAACUUUACAAGAUGUCCCGACGAACCCGAUUAGACCACCACGCCAUAAUUAUACCCCAUCAAAAUUGGCCACAGAGAGUAUCACCGCAAGUCAUGUUGCCGAACAGGCCCGCAGCAGUAAUGGCAGUAGUGGUGAUCGUAUACGAAGCUUCAAAAAAACUCUACAGAGGACAUUUUCCCGCAAGGAUCAGGCGUCGAAGGAGAAACGUUUAUCUGGCCAUUCCAAUGAUGGUUUUGUAACGGAUGACAGUGAUAUGGCCGGAACUACGGAAUUAGGUAAACGCCGAAAAUUGGCGAAGUUAAUGGGAGAGAAGCCUCCGUUGGAGAAAAGUGUUUCGCUGCCGGAUAUUGGAGUCAAAACGAAGAGGAGAGAAAGGUUUAAGGCGUUACAUACAUUGGGCCGUUCUGAAUCGGAACGCUCAUUCGAUGAGACACGCAUACGUAGAGCAAGAUUACAAAGCCUCGGCUUAGCCUAUAUGAGUCCACAAAAUAAAUCUCUGGCCCAGAGUUUCCGUUAUAUGCGUAACAAACCCACCAUCAUUGCCUUCAAGACACCAAGUGUGGAGGAAAGUGAACCCGAAUUUACGGCCAAACAAAAUCACUCGGCACAGACAUAUAAUGCCAUACAGGCGGAGGAGGGCAGAGUGGCAACAACAGAUAGCAAUCAGGAAGAUGCCGAUUAUGUGGUAUCAAAACCGUUGGAGGUAAGAACAACAAAUAACCGAGUAGGACGUUUUCGGCGUCCUACAUUUUUGCGUUCAUUAUCAACCUCCAUUAAAAAUCGUGGCAGUAGUGGCAGUAUACCCGCCAAUGGUACAACUAACUCGGGUGGCAAGGUUACACUUGAUGCUGGCGUGUUAGAGAUAUUCAUUGAUGGUCCGUAUGGUGCCCCCUCAUCCCAUAUCUUUAUGGCCCAGCAUGCGGUGCUAAUUGGUACGGGUAUUGGUGUCACACCUUUUGCUUCGAUUCUGCAAUCAAUUAUGCAUCGUUAUUGGAAGGCCCGCCAUCAUUGUCCACGCUGCCUAUUCGAAUGGGCCAGUGAUAUACCGAAAUCGGUUAUGAAUCUACGUAAAGUAGAUUUCUUUUGGAUAAAUCGAGAUCAACGUUCGUUUGAAUGGUUUGUCAAUUUGUUAUCGCAAUUGGAAAUUGAACAGGCGGAAUUGGGUGGUGCCAUGGAAAGAUUCCUCGAUAUGCAUAUGUAUAUAACUAGUGCCCUGCAACGUACCGACAUGAAGGCUGUGGGUCUGCAAUUAGCCUUGGAUUUGUUGCAUGAAAAGGGUAAACGAGAUCUAAUUACCGGCCUGAAGACCCGUACCAAUGCAGGUCGACCAAAUUGGGAUAAGGUAUUUAAGCAGCUGCAGGCCCAAAAGAAGGGCAAAGUAACAGUAUUCUAUUGUGGACCGCCACAAUUGGCCAAAACAUUGCGUAUCAAAUGCGAUCAAUACGGUUUUGCAUUCCGAAAAGAGUGUUUUUAA